UCCGUUUAUUGAAUUCCAAACAUCAUGGACGCGAAAAAAUGGUUCUUAUUGUUCGUGAAUUUAAGUCUUUUCAUGAAUGGAAUCUCUUCGUUUACUGUAAUAAAUAAUGUGACAGUUAAUAGUGAUAUUUUGAAGGAAAUAUUUUUUGAGUAUAUUCAAAAGACCGAAGAAAUUGAUUUUGAGGUUCUGCAAGAAUCGGAAAAAUAUGAUUAUAAGAAAUGUUUUUUAAGUCUACGGGAAAUUGUUGGCAGUUUUCCAAAUAAAGAUGUUAUUUCAUUCUUUGAUGCCUGGGGUCACUUGCCUUCGGGAAUAUCCUCCGGGAACUAUUACGAUAUCGGUGAUUUUGACCAAUGUGUGAAAAAUUCCCUGCCUCUAAACGAAAUCAACAGUGAUGCAGCAACAGGCCAAUACUGUUUUGUAUCUUUGGCUGUUCCUGAAAACUCAGGUGCAUUAAAUACUGGAAUAUGUGUUCCUGAGACUUGCAGUCCUGAAUUUGUGACGAAGAUUUUCAAAAAAUCAUCAGAUGAACUUCUAAAUGGUGCUCUCUCGGAUAUAGUAUCAGUUGGACAUUGUACAGAUGGAAAAAUCCCACCACUUAAUGCAAUGAACAUUAUUGUAAUAACAAUUUUUUCAAUUAUGACGGCUUUGAUGAUCUUGAGUUCUUUUUAUGAAUUUUAUAUGGACUAUUAUCAAAAAACACCUGUCCCAGUUCUGUUGGCAUUUUCGGUUUUAACAAACGGAAAGAAACUAUUCGCGAUCAAUACAAAACGAUCUCGCAACAGUAUUGACUGUUUCAAUGGAAUACGUGUCCUCUCAACUCUUUGGAUUGUGUGCCAUCACAUUAAUUCCAAUUUGUAUUUCAUGCAAAAUACUAAUUUUAUAAAAUUUAAUGAAUUUGCGAAAACGUUUUUCUAUAUGCCAUUCGCCAUGGCUACGAAUGCAGUGAAUACAUUCCUUUUCAUUGGUGGACUUUUGGUGGCAUUUAAUGGAUUCCGAGACUUGGACAAAACGAAGGGAAAAAUAAACGUCGUCAUGAAUGUCGUUCAUCGCUACAUCAGACUUACCCCAAUUGUAGCUGUUGGACUUCUUUUAGCUUAUGGUAUAUACGAGCUUCUCUUUACUGGACCAUUUAGAGAUAGGGCUAUUUCGGCAAAUUCCUGUGAUGGAAGUAAUUGGUGGCCGAUUCUUUUGUAUAUUCAAAACUAUUAUGUCACAAAAAAGACCUGUUAUGACGAAGCUUGGUAUUUAGCUGUUGAUUUUCAACUUUAUGUUCUGUCACCAUUGCUUUUGGUUCCGAUGUGGAAAUGGGGAAAGAAAAUUGCAUAUUUCAUUGUUCUCCUAAUAGUUCCAUCGAUUGCAUAUAUUAUCGUAAUAUUUUUCAUCAAAGGAUUCACUGGAUACACACAAGGUACAAAUUUAGGUGAAUGGGAAUUGGUUUACAUUCCAACCCACACAAGGUGGACUCCUUGGUUAAUAGGUUUUGUUUUGGGCUACUUUAUGCAUUUAAACCGUCAAACAAACUUCAAUGUUCCAAAGCAAGUUCAACUAUUUGGAUGGAUCGGGAGUCUUACGUUACUGUUUCUUGUGGUAUUUGGGCCAUAUUUCGCUAUACGGGAUGGCGUAGAGAGCGUCUUCUGGGCUGCAAUGUACGCAGGAUUUAAACAUAUUGCGUGGACGAUUGCUCUAGUUUGGAUAACAUUUGCAUGCUAUUACGGAAUUGGUGGAAUUAUUGAUACAUUCUUGUCACAUCCAAUUUGGCAGCCUUUUACACGUUUGACAUACGCCUUGUAUAUGAUGCAUAUGGCUGUGAUAAGAAUUAAUUUUGGAACGUCCCGUCUGCCAAUAUAUUUCUCAUUGUAUAGUAUUCUCCAAUACUUCUUUUGUGCUCUUGGAAUAACGCUAUUUGUAGCUAUUUACGUGACAUUAGCAUUUGAAUCGCCAAUUUUAAUUUUGGAAAAAUUCAUAUUUGGUGGUUCAAAACCUGUGCAGAAGAAGGUUUUAGUUGACUCAGAGCAACCAGCUGAGAAGAAACCAACUGCCGCUGUAGGUACAAUGCCAAGGAUUUCAUAAAGUGGAUAUUUUUUAA
Eupeodes corollae is the source of this 2086-nucleotide messenger RNA. Its product is annotated as nose resistant to fluoxetine protein 6-like. The record is from RefSeq and is a predicted model, not a curated record. Lineage: Eukaryota; Metazoa; Arthropoda; Insecta; Diptera; Syrphidae. The coding region runs from base 25 to 2070 and encodes 681 amino acids. Gene Ontology annotation, molecular function: acyltransferase activity, transferring groups other than amino-acyl groups. The transcript is spliced from 10 exons.